Oncorhynchus nerka (sockeye salmon) is the source of this 4192-nucleotide messenger RNA. Its product is annotated as mothers against decapentaplegic homolog 1-like. Gene Ontology annotation, molecular function: RNA polymerase II cis-regulatory region sequence-specific DNA binding; I-SMAD binding; DNA-binding transcription factor activity, RNA polymerase II-specific. The record is from RefSeq and is a predicted model, not a curated record. Lineage: Eukaryota; Metazoa; Chordata; Actinopteri; Salmoniformes; Salmonidae. Gene Ontology annotation, cellular component: heteromeric SMAD protein complex. Gene Ontology annotation, biological process: transforming growth factor beta receptor signaling pathway; BMP signaling pathway; anatomical structure morphogenesis. The transcript has 7 exons.
AAACUGUAUCCCGCGGCAUGAUACUGGCGCUCCGCGGAGGGUGCGACGGCCCAGCGACUCCCUGACGCCAGCGCGAGGAGACCAGAGACAGGCAGCUGUAUAGUAUGGGAGGGUUGAGAGCGAGCUUGAUAGCUGUUUAUAAGGUGUCCUGUUCAGAAGUUCUGUCCUGAAGCUUUGAAGACCAAGGACUACCCAGCCAUCUCAGUGGCACCUAAAAAAAUACAACAGCAGCUUCUAACAUCCAACUUUUUCCCUCACCAAGUGGACUAUCUCUCCAUUGUAAAACCCAACCCCGCACACUCACGUGUAGCGUCCCGACAACGCAACGGUCGCAAGAGGCGACAGACACGAACGUCACCAUGAACGUCACUUCCCUGUUCUCCUUCACCAGCCCGGCCGUCAAGCGCCUCCUCGGCUGGAAACAAGGAGACGAAGAGGAAAAAUGGGCGGAGAAAGCCGUGGAUGCGCUGGUGAAGAAACUGAAGAAGAAGAAGGGAGCAAUGGAGGAGUUGGAGAGGGCUCUGAGCUGCCCAGGUCAGCCCAGUAACUGUGUCACCAUCCCUCGCUCUCUGGAUGGAAGACUCCAGGUGUCCCACAGGAAGGGCUUACCCCAUGUUAUCUACUGUAGGGUGUGGAGGUGGCCUGACCUGCAGUCUCAUCAUGAGCUCAAGGCUCUGGAGUGCUGUGAGUACCCGUUUGGCUCCAAGCAGAAGGAUGUCUGCAUCAACCCGUACCACUACAAGAGAGUGGAUAGUCCAGUGCUGCCCCCGGUGUUGGUCCCGCGGAAUAGCGAGUUCAAUGCCAAACACAGCAUGCUACCACGCUUCCGCAACCCUCUGCACCAGAACGAGCCCCACAUGCCCCAGAACGCCACCUUCCCAGAGUCCUUCUCCCAGGCGAACAUCCAGAUGAACUUCCCCCAGACACAGACACACUCCCCUGGGGGGAACAGCUACCCCGGCUCCCCUGGUAGUGGCAGCAGUGCAACCUUCCCCCACUCCCCCACCAGCUCUGACCCAGGCAGCCCAUUUCAGAUGCCAGGUGAGCCGCCAGGUCAGAUGCCAGGUACAAUUCACUAAUAACUUUUAUAACGACCCCCUCCAGCCUAUUUGCCCCCAGAGGAGCGGAUGACUCAGGACUGCCCUCAGCCCAUGGACACCAACCUGAUGGUCCCCGCGUUGCCCCUGGAGAUCAGCAACAGGCCAGAUGUUCAGCCGGUGGCCUACGAGGAACCUAAACACUGGUGCUCUAUAGUGUACUACGAGUUGAACAACCGGGUGGGCGAGGCGUUCCAGGCCAACUCUACCAGCGUCCUGGUCGACGGCUUCACCGACCCGUCCAACAACCGCAACCGUUUCUGCCUGGGCCUCCUCUCCAACGUCAACCGCAACUCAACCAUAGAGAACACCCGGCGACACAUUGGCAAAGGAGUCCACCUGUACUAUGUGGGUGGUGAAGUGUAUGCUGAAUGUCUGAGUGACAGCAGCAUCUUCGUCCAGAGUCGGAACUGUAACUACCACCAUGGCUUCCACCCCACCACCGUCUGUAAGAUCCCCAGCGGCUGCAGCCUCAAGAUCUUUAACAACCAGGAGUUUGCUGAGCUGCUGGCCCAGUCCGUCAACCACGGGUUUGAGGCUGUCUACGAGCUGACCAAGAUGUGCACCAUCCGCAUGAGCUUCGUCAAGGGCUGGGGUGCAGAGUACCACCGCCAGGACGUGACCAGCACCCCCUGCUGGAUUGAGAUCCACCUGCACGGUCCUCUGCAGUGGCUGGACAAGGUGCUAACCCAGAUGGGCUCCCCCCACAACCCCAUCUCCUCUGUGUCCUAGACGAAACUGUCCCCAGGCCCCAGGGCUGUCCAAACCCAGCAUUUAGGUUCCAGUGGGAUGGGUGGGUUUCAGGUUGGGGGUCAAUUCUAAUUGAAAUCAGUCAAUUCAGGAAGUAAACUGGAAUUUUAAGAGAAUCUAAAUAAAAAUAGGAAAUUCAGUUUAUUUACUGUAUUGACAUGGAAUUGACCCCAACCCUGGUGGGUUUGUACUUGAGGGAUUAUGUCUGAAAUUGGGCACAUUGCAGACUGGGAUGUGUGGGGGUGUGAGAUAGAAGCAUCUGGAAGAUACUUGAUCUUUGUGACCAACUGUAAUAAUUAUCAAUCAGACUCUAAUCAUUAUAAACAAAUCAUCAAUUCAUCAUUACGCAAAGUAUCCUCCUCAUAUGGGGCCCAUAUUCAGAAAGAGUCUGAACGAGGAUCAGUUUGGCCUUUUAGAUCAGAAUGAAUAAAUGUAUAUGGACUGGGGGGACCUGAACAUAGAUCAGCACUCUAAUACGUGAAUAUGGGUCCCUGAUCUUGUUCUGGCAGUUUUCCCUUCCCCUGUUUUUUGGGUUAACAUUGGAAACCCAUAAAGCCAGUUUCAUGUGUUGCUACAACGAUAAUAAAUGUGUACAGAAUUGGAAGACAACCAAUAUUGAUGAAAAAAUGGAAAUAUUAUGUUUCUUAUGAACAUAUUUAGAACGUAGGAAGAUACUGAGGUCAGUAAAUACAAAUGUCUCCCCCAGAACCCUAAAAAUUUUAGUUUUUUAAGGUUUUGGCAAAUAAAAUUUAAAAAAGAGUUGAAGAAAAAGACCCCUACAUAAAAUCCCUUUAGAUUAUUUACAAACCCUGUCAUGAGGAGAAAUCAGGAGAGGGCGUCCGUGGGAGCGGGGCGGGAGAGUGAGGUGGGCAUUGUGGGAUUGUGCUCACAGGACAUAAGAUAAAAAAAAAAUGUAUAUAAAUAAAUAUUUCUCUUGUGUUACACCCGUGUUACAACUGAAUUAAACUAUUUUAAUCGUGUUUUAGGCAUACUCAACAUUAGAUCAAAGUGCUGUGCAGUCGGUUUUGCAAACGCGUAGUUUGGUUUAGUGUAGCAAAUCACCGUUUGGCUUGUUUAGGUAGUGACUGAAGAAUGACACUAAACAGAGACAGAGAUGGGCACAAGCGUAUGAUAGUUCAGUUUGACCCUAGCUGUGCAUGGUACAGCAAAAAAAAGAAAAUAAUCAAUUGUAGAGUCACAUAGAGCCCCACAGUGGAGGUGUCAUAAUACCCAUAAAACCUAGUGGUCAAACAGGGAAAUGGUUCCAAUCAUUUUUCCCAUAGGGGAUUUUAGAAACACUUAAAAUAAGGGCUGUGUUUUGAAGCUAACCCUGGCCUGACGUUUUUGAUAACCAUGUAAAUGUCUCUUGGACAAGGUGACUUUUAUCAGUAUAUUAUGCUAUUUACUCUUAGAUUUACAAAUCCCUUCAAGCUCCUGCACGUCAUCGCUAGCUGAUACCUUUGCUAACAGGUAUUGUCAAUUUGGAACUUGCACAAGAAAGUUUACAGAAUUGUUCAUUUAAAGAAAUAUAACCAAUUUAUUCAUUACUGCAUUUAGCUAACAUUAGAUAGUUAAUCCAGAGAUUCCAUUCGGCAGGCUCGUCCAGAUCAUCACGGCAUUUGUAGUUCUUUAUGAUAGCCACAUUAGCAGCUAAUUAGCGCUUCAUUUUUUGGGGGCGAAUAUAUUACUAAAAGUCACCUUGUCCUAUAGAGAUUUCCACGGUUAUCAAAAUGUCACGCCAGGGUAAGCCUUCAUGAAAUACAGCCCUCAUUUGAAAUGUUUCUAAAGAAAUACAGCCCUCAUUUGAAAUGUUUCUAAAAUCCCUUAUGGGAAAAUGAAUGGUGGAAAAACGAUUGGAACCAUUUCUCUGUUUGACCGCUAGGGUUUAUGGAUAUUAUGACACGUGUGGUAAUCUAUUGAGGAUAUAUCUCUACUGUUACAUUCUCUAAAGGCAUCAACUCAGCAACAUUUACAAAAAGACAGUUAAUAAAACAAUGGCAUCCUUCAGAACUUGUUGACCGAAAAAAAUAAUAGUUUCACUGGUGAGUAAAUUACUGAUGGACCUAAUACAUGAUUUGUAUGACUGUUUUUUGUCUUUCAAUUAUUUUAGGCUUAGAAAACCCCAUCCGCUAUUACAAGUUGUAAUGAUUUUUGUAUUUUUUUGAAUAUGUUUUCUUGUUGUUUCUUGUUAUCUGCACUUUCACAGAUUGUUGCCUCUUCUCUUAGUUUUUUUGUUUCGUUUUUUCUUUGCGCUGUUUUUGCUGAGUAGUACUCCCAGAAAGCAGUUUUAUUCCAUGAAUAUCAAGUCUCUACUGGAAGAUUCAAUAAAUAAAGUUGUUUCAUUA